ACAAUGAACGCCAAAAUAGGCAAGCAGCGUGCCCAACCGGACGAUAUGAUGGCCACUGGUGGUUUGAUGCCGCUUAUUCAGGCGCUCAUUAAGCCACCGGAAACAAUUGAUUCGUUGGGUCGCAGCAGUCAGCAAAAGCGCACCAAUCAUCCGUACUACAGGAAACCGGGCCGGGGACACAACAACGAUACGUGCGAUGCGUGCAAAGAAGGUGGUGCAUUGCUUUGCUGUGAUCGAUGUCCAUCCUCGUUCCAUCUCGGUUGUCACGAUCCACCGUUAGCGGAGGAGGAAAUACCGUAUGGGCAGUGGGUCUGCCAUACGUGCAAAUGUAAAUCCGCGCUUGAAGAAUCGCUUGGCACGAGCGGGAAGUUACGAUUGCGCGACCGUAGCCUGUCGCACAAAAGCUACAACUCGAGCUGUUCCGGUGGUAAGCAUUCGCACGAAAGUGACAAUAAUGACUCACUGGCAGGUUACAGCGAACCAACAACACCGCUGUCGGAGGCUGUUGCCCUCGAUUCGACAGGCUUGCUGGUUGGCGAGCUAGAGCAGUCGGUUGAACCGAGCGUGGAAAAGCAAUGGGACGAGGGUAAAACCAUUACUCCCUUCGACCAGCUAAUACAAGCGGCUCGCAUACUAAAUCCUAAACAGUUUGAGCUUCCAUCGGACAUGGAAACGUACUUCCCAUUUCCGGGCACGGAAAAACCGGAAGGGUUGGGUAAACGGGCGAAAUUGAAAAAGAUGCACGAAUUGGACAGCCAAGGAUUGGUGCCACUGCCUGCGAGAACGUGUCACAAUUGUGGACAGUCUUGCCGGAAAGCGCCACUGGUCGCAUGCGAUUACUGUGAGCUGGUGUUCCAUCAGGACUGUCUCGAUCCGCCACUCACAGCAAUGCCCACCACCAUGUGGAUGUGUCCCAAUCAUGUGGAACAGUAUGUAGACUCUAAAAUGGUCAGCUCCGUAUCGGCAACGGAGCGUAUUCGUCUGUGGAACCAGUUGAACAAUGAUAUCGAUCACGAAACGGUGAAAACGGAAUUCAUUCGUAAAGUGCACCGGAAAAAUCCUCCCUUUCGAUUGAAGCUAAAGGUUCGGCCGCGGACCAAAAUUAUGGUCCCACCGUCGAUCGCGUAUCACUACCAGCAUCGUCCACCGAUGCUUCCUUCGCUUAGCACGUUUCUGCGAUCACGCCAGGUGAAUCCUUCCGUGCACUUCACGGAUGCACAGCAGGUUCGGUACGAUGACGAAACGUUGCUACAAAUUGUGGAACGGGAGCUGCAAGCGUUCGAGCAAGCGGACGAGCGAAUGGGCUAUGAGAAAAUAACUAUCGACAGUGAUGAUGAAAGUAAAGAAGCGAAUGCAGAUACAUCGAUCGAUGCUGCUGACAAAGAGUGCAAUGGCAAGGCCGAAGAAACCAGAACAGAAAAUGAACCUUUAGCCGAGAAUGGACAGAAGAGCGAUGCCGAUGCUAAAGAAGCAAGUUUAGCGAUUGAUUCUAGCCGGCGGAACGCGUUAAACAAAAGCUCAAGCUUAAAAGAUGAAAUUAGUGAGAAAAAUGCAAAUGCACAAAACAAUUUGCAAGUAGAACUGGUGUUGAACGAGUUGGACAAUCUCAAACCAUCGUUAAUAAAACUGUUGGCAGUACAGCGAAUGCAGCAGCUUAUAGCGGAUCAUCCCGAGUUUUUGGUUAGUUCUUCUACCUCUAGUGGUAGCAGUACAGCAAUACAGAAGGAAGCAAUCGAACGGAUGUGUCACGAGGAUGAGGAUCUAAGGAAGAUGCCACUGCCUAGCGAGUUGCUGACAAAAGAUGAUAUUGAGCGAAUAGCGCGUGAAUUCGCUUUAGCCAAUAAUGGUAGCAUGGGGAAGGAUUACAAGCUGGGUAAAGAUGCACUGGCUCAAACUAGACUGGACACGGGGAAAAUGAAAAAACCACUUAUGAAACAGGACGUAUCCGAUGCAACCGUUACUACCUCCUCUGCCAAGAAAGAUGGUCUGAUGGAGCUAACGAAUCGUAUCGUGCAUCAGGCGCAGCAUCUGCAAAUUCGUGUACGAGCUGCACUCACCUGGGUCAACUUGGAUCAGGAGGGAUACUUUUCGUUCGAAAAGGUGGACGCCGCCGACGCGAUUUGUAUGUCGUACCGGUCGUUCACGAUCGGUUCCGGGCCGGGUAACGAUGUAACGCUGGCCAAGUAUGGUGAUUGUUGCUGCACAUCGAGUCGCCAUGCGAUCAUAUUUUACGAUGAGGUCACACAAAUGUUCGAGUUGAUAAACUACUCCGAGUUUGGAACGGAAGUGAACGGACAUUUGUACGCAUGCGAUUUUAGCCAUCAUUCAACGUUACGAUGCAGUAACGAAACCAAGCUGGAUACUGAUGGUAAGAAAGCAAUAACUGACGGACAGGACAGUAGUAAUAGUGGUUCGGGAACGCAAGGGGCCGGUACAAAAGCUGACGCUCGAAAUCAAGUAAAACAGGAUGUGCAGAGUAUACUCGAAAAAUCUCGCAAAACACAGGCACAAUUGCAGCAGGAAAAGUUUUAUGCUUUUACGUGCAUGGCCGAUCGUACCAUACCGCGGUGCAAAUGUUCACCAGAGCGGCGAAUACCGACACGUGCGUGCGGAUGGGAGGGCAGUGCCAUACUGUACCACGGUGCGCUGAUCCGCUUCGGUUGCCACGCGUUCGUAUUUACCAUCGUCGAUUACGAUGAUGGGCAGGAUGAGUUUGAGGACUCGUAUCGAGAUAGCGAUAGCGAUAGUGAUUAA
Anopheles maculipalpis is the source of this 2754-nucleotide messenger RNA. RefSeq names its product PHD finger protein 12. The transcript has 6 exons. Gene Ontology annotation, cellular component: nucleus; Sin3-type complex. The record is from RefSeq and is a predicted model, not a curated record. Bases 4 to 2754 code for a protein of 916 amino acids. Gene Ontology annotation, biological process: negative regulation of transcription by RNA polymerase II. Gene Ontology annotation, molecular function: transcription corepressor activity; protein binding. NCBI's taxonomy places the organism in Eukaryota, Metazoa, Arthropoda, Insecta, Diptera, Culicidae.